UUUUUUUGAUAGAGUAAGGUCAACGAGACAACAUGGUAUUCAUCAAGGUCUUGUUAGUAGCAGCGUUUUGCAUUUACCAAGGUGCGGCGAAUUGCAUUGAGUGGGGCCUUAUUGAAUGCCAGACGAACAAUAGAUGUGUGAGCAUGCGCGACAUCUGCGACGGGGAGAACGACUGCGACGACAAUUCCGAUGAGGAACACCGUUUGUGCUCCAUUUUGGACAAGUCAGGAUGCGGAUCACCUGGAUCAUUUCGUUGCGACCAAAAGGGUAACGUGACCUGCAAGAGAAUCAAGGAACACUGCAAUGCGUCCAACCCUCCUUGUGAUAAUAGAAACGAGCGGCUAUGCCAGAUGCUGAAGGAUGGAAAACUACAGACGAACGUGUUAUCUGCCGAAAUUUCAGGUGAAGAGUUCCUUGAAAAGUUCAACGUUACAAUUGAACAUCCUGAUUGUCCUCACCUGUACACACGUGUUGGCGACCACUGCUUGUCAUUCUUUUUCUUUGGAUUGGUCAACUGGGGAGAAGCUCGGUCUUUCUGCAAGAUGAAUGGCGGUGACCUUUUGACCUUUCAAGAUGGCGUCGGGAUCUUCUACGAAAUCGUCCGCCACCUCCUGCGAAUUGCUUUCACACCAGGGUCACAUCGCACGUGCCAAGUGGCAGAUGAUAUCACCUCGGACUUCUGGGUUGGGGGAGCCAUACGAAACAGGACAUGGACAUGGGUGGACGGUAACCCCAUUGAAAUGGGCACCCCCUACUGGUCCCUCAGACCGAACCCUAAUUGCCAGCAUCGCAACCUGACCGCCAGAUACAAUGAAGAAUCUUGUAAUCAGUUCCUGCAACGACCACUGACUCCCGCCGUAAGUAUGUGCACCGCCCUUACCUUCGAGAACUACUUCUACAUGAGCGACGAAGACUGCCUGACGAAGAAGAGCCCUUUGUGCGUCGCGGAAAAGGAACCCUCUUUGAGGGCGUGAGGCGGUCGCAAGUAUGUCCCUGUUCUCCAUAGAGUACUGUUUCCUUCUUUCUUUUUUAAUGGUGACUCCAAUUCGUUUCCUGGCAUUGGCGACCGAGUUGUGAAUAGAAGCAUGUUCAUGUUGUGAUACUGCAUUUGUGACUGAUAGUUAUAUCAACUGUCUACAAUAAGAAACUUAAAAUGAU
Messenger RNA from Penaeus indicus, 1158 nucleotides. RefSeq lists its product as uncharacterized. The coding region runs from base 33 to 974 and encodes 313 amino acids. Gene Ontology annotation, molecular function: protein binding. NCBI's taxonomy places the organism in Eukaryota, Metazoa, Arthropoda, Malacostraca, Decapoda, Penaeidae. The record is from RefSeq and is a predicted model, not a curated record. The transcript has 8 exons.